AUGACGCUCCCUUUCCGCGAUAUCAACGUCCAGACGGCGUCUGAUGCCUACAUCUUCACUUCGCCCUCGAGCCCCAAUGCACCAGCUCUCGCUAUCGACCGCCCAACUGGCGAUAUCCGUCUUCUUGAUGCUUCCUUACUUUCCGGGAAGCGCGUCUCGCGCAUUACCAGCAUUGCCGGUAUCCUGGGCGUGAUCCAGCUGCGGUUAGGUGAGCUUCUUUAUGAUGGUUGCGGAGGGUUUGGGUGCGAAGAGCUUGUUACUGACUAUGGUUGUGAAGACAAGUACAUCAUCGUCAUCACAAAAGCCCAACCCGUCGGUCGUCUGCGAGGGCAUAUGGUCUACAAGGUUGUCUCGACAGAUAUCCUGCCCCUCCGCGAAAGACAAGUCAGCGACCCCGAUGAGGACCGCUUCCUCAACCUUCUCCGCGGCUUCAUCAAGCCCGGGCCAAUGUACUUCUCGUACUCUGUCGAUAUUACCAACAGCUUCCAGCGCCAAGCGCAACAGGACGCCGAGAGCCCGCUCUGGAAGCGUGCUGACGACCGCUUCUUUUGGAACCGCUUCAUCCAGUCCGACCUGAUCAACUUCCGCAACAGUGGCGGCCGCGGUCAGCCUGCUCCUCAGCCAAACAUCGACCCUUAUAUCCUCCCGGUCAUCUUUGGCAUGCUCGAGAUCCAUCCAACAACGUUCAAGGGCACCCCUUUAACGAUUGCGCUCAUUUCCCGUCGCUCCCGCCACCGCGCUGGAACCCGUUAUUUUACCCGUGGUCUCGAUGACCAAGGCCACGCCGCCAACUACAACGAAACCGAACAGGUUGUCAUUCUCAACGACCACACCACCGGUCUUGGCGGCUCGUCAUGGCAGCAACAACAAAAGUCAUCCUCUCUCGCCGACGGUGUAGGCAAGGAGAUGCAAAUCCUCUCCUACGUCCAAACCCGCGGCAGCGUCCCCGCCUACUGGGCUGAAAUCAACACCCUAAAGUACACCCCCAAGAUCCAGAUCCGCGCCAUCGAAGCCGCCUACCCAGCCGCCAAAGCCCACUUUGACGAACAGAUCCGCAUCUACGGCGACAACUACCUGGUAAACCUUGUCAACCAAAAGGGCCGCGAAGUCCCCGUCAAGGAGGCCUACGAGAAGGUAGUAGAGAUGCUCGUCUCUCGGCCCAAAGAACACGUCCAGGGCGACCAGCGGACUGACGAGAAGUUCCACACCAUCGAGACAGCCGAGAAGAAAUCCCAGUUUGACAGGCUGCACUACAUCUACUUUGACUUUCACGCCGAGACCAAGGGGUUGCAGAUGCACCGCGCCCAGCUGCUUAUCGACCGGAUGCGCGAGGCGCUCGUGGCCCAGCAGUACUUCCGUGCUAGUGUUGACUCUACCCCCGGUAACAACAACAAGACCGACGGCGGGAGGUUGGACGUCCGGUCGCUGCAGACGAGUGUAGUGAGGACAAACUGCAUGGAUUGUCUGGACAGGACGAACGUGGUACAGUCUAUGCUUGCUCGGUGGACGCUGGACAGGAUGUUUAUUGAUCUUGGCUUGCUGGCUAGGGGGAGCAGGUUCGCGGAUGAAGACGCGGCGUUUGAGCUGAUGUUCCGAAAUAUGUGGGCUGAUAAUGCGGAUGUGGUGUCGAAUGCGUAUUCCGGUACCGGGGCUAUGAAGACUGAUCUGACGAGAACGGGCAAGAGGACCAAGGCUGGUGCGCUGCAGGACGGAAACGUGGCUGUUACGAGAUACUGCAAGAACAACUUUUUGGACGGGCCGAGGCAGGAUGCGUUUGAUUUGUUUUUGGGUGUGUAUCAACCCAGCGUGGGGGGGGGUCUGGUGUUUGUGGACAGGAGGCCGGUGUUGAUCCAGGCGGUGCCGUAUAUUGCGGCGUUUGGGCUUUUUUUUGUGCUGAUGGGGAUGUACUCGCCGAGACUGCCCGACGCGGCCGUGUGGCCGAUGAGGUUGUUUAUCUUGUUUUGGACGGGGGUGACGGGGUGGGCGCUGUGGUUUAUUUUCAAUAACGGGAUGCUCUACGUAAACUGGCCCAAACUCAACCCCAGACCUUGGGCAACGGAGGGCUACCACGAGACGAUUAGCCGGGUGCGCAAGGACAAGAUUCUCGGGCCGCUGGUGGCCAGGCACGAGAGGGGCUUGUCUGUCGCGAGGUACAUCAAUGCCGAGGAAGGCAAGAAGAGGAUCGAGUAG
Molecule: messenger RNA, 2190 nt
Organism: Podospora anserina S mat+
Lineage: Eukaryota; Fungi; Ascomycota; Sordariomycetes; Sordariales; Podosporaceae
Exons: 2
Coding region: 1-2190 (729 amino acids)
Biological process (GO): phosphatidylinositol dephosphorylation
Cellular component (GO): endoplasmic reticulum
Molecular function (GO): phosphatidylinositol-4-phosphate phosphatase activity
Source: RefSeq, a predicted model, not a curated record